ACUGAUUCCUUCUUUCACUUUGACUAUCAGCUAUGGGUAUUGAUAUCAAGAGACACCACGUCAAGUCUGGACACAGAGAGGCUCCCAAGUCUCAGGAUGUGUACUUGAGACUUUUGGUCAAGCUUUACCGCUUCUUGGCUCGUCGUACUGAUUCCAACUUCAACAAGGUCGUUCUCAAGCGUCUUUUUAUGUCCCGCAUCAACCGUCCCCCUGUCUCUAUCUCCCGCAUCGUUCGCCACACCCAGAAGCAGGAGGGUAAGACCGUUGUUGUUGUCGGUACCGUCACUGACGACUCUCGUCUUUUGGAAGUCCCCAAGCUCUCUGUUGCUGCUCUUCGCUUCACCCAGACUGCUAAGGCUCGCAUCUUGAAGGCUGGUGGUGAGGUCCUCACCCUCGAUCAGCUCGCUCUCCGUGCUCCCACUGGUGCUAACACUGUCAUCCUCCGUGGUGCCAAGAACGCCCGUGAGGCCGUCAAGCACUUCGGUAUGGGUCCCCACAAGAACAAGAAGCCCUAUGUCCGCAGCAAGGGUCGCAAGUUCGAAAAGGCCCGUGGCAAGCGUUCUUCCCGUGGUUUCAAAGUCUAAACAAAGGCCUGUUUGCUCUUCUUACAUGUCUAAUCUCAUAGUAGAAGCGUACUUGCAAUCAAUGAAUAAAUUUGUUGCUUUACCCAUCGAAAAGCAUUUAAUUAUUAAGUUUAGGAAUGUG
Molecule: messenger RNA, 705 nt
Organism: Umbelopsis ramanniana AG
Lineage: Eukaryota; Fungi; Mucoromycota; Umbelopsidomycetes; Umbelopsidales; Umbelopsidaceae
Exons: 3
Coding region: 33-584 (183 amino acids)
Biological process (GO): translation
Cellular component (GO): cytosolic large ribosomal subunit; ribosome
Molecular function (GO): structural constituent of ribosome; RNA binding
Source: RefSeq, a predicted model, not a curated record